Canis lupus familiaris (dog) is the source of this 2061-nucleotide messenger RNA. Its product is annotated as spindlin-2. Gene Ontology annotation, cellular component: nucleoplasm; cytosol. The transcript has 5 exons. Lineage: Eukaryota; Metazoa; Chordata; Mammalia; Carnivora; Canidae. Bases 150 to 839 code for a protein of 229 amino acids. The record is from RefSeq and is a predicted model, not a curated record. Gene Ontology annotation, biological process: regulation of DNA-templated transcription; gamete generation.
CAGACCAGGAGUUGAUUCAGGACUGAGAGGCUGGUAGCCUAAUAUUUAGCAGGAAGGGGAGGCCUCUUUAACUACAGGAAACUGAAAGUCUACUCCUAUACGGAAAGAGGGAGGAGACUGCGGCGGCGGCGGCAGCUGGUGGGAGCGCGAUGUGGCAGAGGGGCCGCCGCCGACAGGGAGGCGGGGGGCCCGCGAAGCUCAGAGCUGGGGAUACCGCCGCCAUCCUCCUCGCCUACCCCGCCACCCUCCUAGACGCGCUCCCCGCCUACGGAUCCUUCCCUCCCAGCCUGUGCAAACACCCGGCUCGUCUCCCGCUGAUCCUCCUUCGACACAAGCUCACCGCGGAGGCAGCAGCUAGGUGUCCGAUUCGGGCACGUGAGGCCCGGGAUCCGGGGCGGUGGACACCAGGCAUGAAGACCCCCAACGCACCAGAGGCCGAAGGGCAGCAAACCAGGGCAGCUGUGGGCCGGGCCACUGGGUCGGCAAACAUGACGAAGAAAAAAGCCUCCCAAAAGAAACAGAGGGGCAGACCUUCCUCCCAGUCCCGCAGGAACAUCGUGGGCUGCAGAAUUUCACAUGGAUGGAAGGAAGGUGACGAGCCCAUCACCCAGUGGAAAGGAACCGUUCUGGAUCAGGUACAUCCUGGCCAGUCCAGCACACAGAGAAGCUGUGAUGGAAGUUUGUGCAACUCUGUUUCCAGGAACACUCUUGCAACUCUGAAGGCUUGUCUGUUUGGACUUCAAAGAAGAACAAGGUUCACUUAUGCCCAAUGGAAAAGAUCAUCUACCUCAUAUCCAGAAGACUGCAAAAUACCAUUGUGCCUCAUUGUCUCUGACUAGGUUAUGUGCCUACUCCUAAAACAAUCACUCUAAUGGUAUUUCAGUGCUCUGGAAGUUUACACUUAAGUUGUUCCAAAGAGGAAAAUGAAGGCACUAUUACCAGAAGAACUGUGAUUGGAUGCUAGGCUGCAAUUCCAAAUGAUAUUGCAAUUCAACACAUUUUGCUGCUCAGAAUUUAUACGAACCCUUCUUGUCAUAUAUACUCAUUCAAAAAAUGUCUCCACAAAAGUGUUCUUUCAUCAAUUACUGAUGGAAUGGGAAUUGUUAUCAGGUUUGGAAAAUACCUUUGCAAGAGUAACUGCUAUUUUAACUUCUAAGGCAAUAGAUUAGUUUGACUGUUUUUGAAGUUUAAAUAAAUUGUAAAGAAAACUGUGUGCCCUUUUGUUGUCUUCAUUUCAACAUACUUGUAAGAUUUAUUCAUGUUGUUAAAUGUGGUUGUAGUCUCAUUGUAUGAAUAUACCAAAACAUAUACAGUCUACUGCUGAUGGACAUUUGGGUGAUUUCCAGCUUAGAGCUAUUAUACAUGGUUGAACACAUCUAUUUUAUAAUAAACUAUUGGUCUUUGGAUUUUAGUGAUAAGAACCAGUAAGUCAAGAAACAUUCAUUGAAGAAACAGAAACUGGAUGAAAUAGCAAAAACUAAAACUGCCAAGGCAACUGAAAACUAAGAAUAGAGAAAAUAAUUACCCACCUAAGAUAUAGGGGAGAAGAGGUUCAAGAGAGAAACAGUGAGUUUGGUGAAUGUUUUUCUCUUGGGGAAAUUAAUCCAUUCUAGAAGGAACUGCUAAAAGGCUUAGAGCUCAGAAGACGUUAUGACUACUUGUUGAAGCUAAGGAUACAGAAAUUGGAGCCCAGAGCCCUGGUAAGCCCCUUUCACUUUUGGUUGGGAUGCCAGGCAUAAUAUCCCAGGAGUAAAGGUUAAUCAGAACUAAAUAAACCCUUACAUAAAGGAAAGUGUAUCUGCAAAUAGUUGUCCAAAAACAUUGUAUGAACUUUCAUUUUCAUCAGCACUACAUGUGAAACUCUUUUUUCAUGCUCAAUGACAUUAAUAUUUUAAUGCUUUCUCAUUGAUUGUUGAGUCAAGAUUCUUAUUGAUCCUAUUCUCCCUUUUAGGAAUUAUUUUAUUGUUUUAAGCUUAUUCUGUUAACAUGCAGCCCAUCAAAUGAUUCAGCAACUAUUCACUUGAUUCAGUACCUAUUAAAUAUUCAUAUUGUUCACCUCUC